Molecule: messenger RNA, 1355 nt
Organism: Uranotaenia lowii
Lineage: Eukaryota; Metazoa; Arthropoda; Insecta; Diptera; Culicidae
Product: zinc carboxypeptidase A 1-like
Exons: 1
Coding region: 12-1289 (425 amino acids)
Biological process (GO): proteolysis
Molecular function (GO): metallocarboxypeptidase activity; zinc ion binding
Source: RefSeq, a predicted model, not a curated record
GGUCCAGUGAGAUGGGUUCGAUUGGGAAGUUUAACGUUCUGGCGUUGUUUGGAUGUUUGUUUGUUUGUGGGGGUGUUUUGGGGAUUGAAGAAGCCCGAUAUGAUAAUUAUCGGGUGUACAAAGUGAACCCUAAUGAUAAGGCUCAAUUGCUUACGCUGGAGCAAAUGUUUGCGGCUAGUGAUAGUUACAUUUUUCUGGAAUCCGGAUCGAAUGUUGGGGAUGAUUUUAUGAUCGUGGUGCCUCCGCAUAAACUGGCAGACUUCAGUGAAACUAUGGAAGUUGAAAAAAUAUCAUUUGAGCUGUUGAAUGGAAAUCUACAGCUUAUGAUCGAAGAGGAAAAGAAUCGGAUUAAAACUAAGAGAACUAGUAGAAUUUUCGAUUGGAACGAGUAUCAAGAGUUGGACGAUAUCAACAACUGGCUGGAGAAGCUUGCUCUGGAGUAUGAUCAAGUGGAAUUGAUUGAAGGAGGAAGAUCAUAUGAAAAUCGUACAAUCAAAGGGGUUAAAGUGUCCUAUAAGAAGGGAAAUCCGGGAAUUUUCCUUGAAGGUGGCAUCCACGCUAGAGAAUGGAUUUCUCCUGCAACCGUUACUUACAUUCUGAAUCAGCUGCUCACCAGUGAAGAGGAACAAGUUCGCAAAAUUGCUGAAAACUACGACUGGUACAUUUUUCCUAGCGUUAAUCCGGAUGGCUACGUGUAUACCUUCAAAAAGGAUAGAUUGUGGCGUAAGACCCGAACUCCUUAUCCGGGAGGUUGCUUUGGAGCCGAUCCGAAUCGUAACUGGGACUUCCAAUGGCUUGAGAAAGGUUCCAGUUCCCGCUGUACGUCUCAAAUAUUCGCUGGACCUGAACCUUUCUCCGAAAUCGAAACGAAAACUCUCUCCGAUUACAUUAGCUCUCUGAAGGGGAAACUGCAGAUGUACGUAUCUUUCCACUCAUUUUCCCAGCUGCUCCUAUUUCCCUAUGGACACACCAGCGAUAGGCCAUCAAACUACGAGGACCUGAACGAAAUUGCCAAAGCCACGGUGAACUCACUGGCCAAUCGCUACGGAACCUGGUACAAAUAUGGCAGCGUCUACGAUACGAUCUAUCCGGUGAGCGGAGGAAGUAGCGAGUGGGCGUACGGAGUCCAGGACAUCAAAAUCGUCUACACCUACGAGCUGCGGCCGGCUCAUGGGUGGGCAGGAUUUGUGCUGCCUCCUGAGCAAAUUGUUCCAACCGGAGAGGAAACGCUGGAUUCGCUCGUAACGAUGGUGCAAGAAACUGACCGGAGAGGUUAUUUAAAGUUGUGAUUGUGAUAACUAGUAUGCAUUAAAAUUAAUAAAAAUUCCUUUGGAAGCAAACGAUUUGUUUUUCAA